ACUUCUCCGCGCUCGGGCUGGAGCCGGGCCGCGACGUGGACCUAGGGCAGCUGGAGCAGGAGAGCUGCCUGGAUGGCUGGGAGUUCAGCCAGGACGUCUUCCAGACCACCAUCGUGACCGAGUGGAAUCUGGUGUGUGAGGAUGACUGGAAGACGCCCCUCACUGCCUCCCUGUUCUUCGUAGGCGUGCUCCUUGGCUCCUUCGUGUCCGGACAGCUAUCAGACAGGUUUGGAAGAAAGAACAUUCUCUUCGCAACCAUGGCUGUGCAAACUGGCUUCAGCUUCCUGCAGAUUUUCUCCAUCAACUGGGAAAUGUUCACAGUGCUGUUUGUCAUCGUGGGCAUGGGCCAGAUCUCCAACUAUGUGGUGGCCUUCAUACUAGGAACAGAAAUCCUUGGCAAGUCAGCUCGUAUUAUAUACUCCACCUUAGGAGUGUGCACAUUUUUUGCACUUGGCUACAUGCUGCUGCCCCUGUUUGCUUACUUCAUCAGAGACUGGCGGAUGCUGCUGCUGGCGCUGACUCUGCCCGGGGUCCUGUGCGUGCCUCUGUGGUGGUUUAUUCCUGAAUCUCCUCGGUGGCUGAUAUCCCAGAAAAGAUUUAAAGAGGCUGAAGACAUCAUCCAGAAAGCUGCAAAGAUGAACAAUGUGGCUGUACCUGCAGUGAUAUUUGACCCUAUAGAGCUACAGGAGCUCGCCUCUUUGAAGCAGCCAAAAGUUUUCAUUCUGGACCUGUUCAAGACCUGGAAUAUUGCCAAAAUAACCAUUAUGUCUUUGCUGCUUUGGAUGCUAACCUCAGUGGGCUACUUCGCCCUGUCUCUCAAUGUCCCUAAUUUACAUGGAGACACCUACUUGAACAGUUUCCUCUCUGCCUUGAUUGAAGUUCCAGCUUAUAUUAUGGCCUGGCUGUUACUGCGCAAACUGCCCAGGCGUUAUAUCAUAGCUGCGGUUCUCUGCUUUGGAGGAGGUGUGCUCCUCCUAAUUCAGCUGGUACCUCUAGAUUACAGCUUCUUGUCCGUUGGUCUGGUGAUGCUGGGGAAAUUUGGGGUCACCUCCGCCUUCUCUAUGCUGUAUGUCUUCACUGCGGAGCUCUACCCAACAAUGGUCAGGAACAUGGCGGUAGGCAUCACCUCCAUGGCCUCCAGGGUGGGCAGCAUCAUCGCUCCCUACUUUGUCUACCUCGCUGCUUACAACAGACUCCUGCCCUACAUUGUCAUGGGCAGUAUGACUGUCCUCAUCGGAAUUGUCACGCUUUUCUUCCCCGAAAGCUUUGGAGUGACGCUACCAGAGACCUUAGAACAGAUGCAGAAAGUGAAAGGCAGCGAUUGUAUUUUCAGGUUCAGAUCUGGAAAAAAGUCAAAGGACUCAACGAAAAGAGAAGAAAAUCCCAAGGUUCUAGUAACUGCAUUCUGAUAACAUUUGUCCUGCACUUGCCGAACUGAGAGACAGCUAAGUGCCUGAGGCUCUGUGAAGAAGCCGAAGCCUUUCCUGCUGAGAUGGACUGACAGUGACAAGCAACACUGAAGCAGAGCUGACUUGUCAUCUCAUAGACUCGGGACCGCCCUUCCAGAUAAUCUCCUUGUUUUUAAAAACAAAGAUUUCCAGAGAGUCCUGACUAAUUAAUUCUAUGAUACGCAUUCGUAAGACUUUUUGAAAAUGUGUUAGUCGAGGACUGGCAAAAUCCAUAUAUGUCCCAACAUACCAAUACCAUACAAAUAAAAAGGUCACUGCAUUAAUGCAAUUGUUA
Messenger RNA from Chinchilla lanigera (long-tailed chinchilla), 1743 nucleotides. It is a transcript of the gene Slc22a4, whose product is annotated as solute carrier family 22 (organic cation/zwitterion transporter), member 4. The record is from RefSeq and is a predicted model, not a curated record. Gene Ontology annotation, cellular component: membrane. Lineage: Eukaryota; Metazoa; Chordata; Mammalia; Rodentia; Chinchillidae. Gene Ontology annotation, molecular function: transmembrane transporter activity; ATP binding. Gene Ontology annotation, biological process: carnitine transport; transmembrane transport.